Messenger RNA from Ochlerotatus camptorhynchus, 1772 nucleotides. RefSeq names its product decorin-like. NCBI's taxonomy places the organism in Eukaryota, Metazoa, Arthropoda, Insecta, Diptera, Culicidae. Gene Ontology annotation, molecular function: protein binding. The coding region runs from base 425 to 1663 and encodes 412 amino acids. The transcript is spliced from 2 exons. The record is from RefSeq and is a predicted model, not a curated record.
CCUAAAGACAACAUAAAAAAAUGCAGGUCUAAUAUUUUACGAUAAGGAACAAAACUUCCAAUUUUUACGAAAUUAUGAGAACCACUAUAUCGUUUUGCUAUGGAAUGGCUGUAUAUGUAUUGCAAAAUGUUAUUGCUACAGGAGCCAUUACAUUUCCCUUUUCUUCAUCUCAAAAAUCAAACUUUCAUUCUCAAUGUGAUUCGCAUAUUUUCAUUUACCUGACCCAAACACACCACGCCAGUUUCACAUAAGAGCGCUUACAAAUUAGUUGAUUCCACAUCGUUAAGAAUACAAAAGGAUCAUUUUCUACACUUGAGUGUAAUAAGAGCAAGAAUCAUCCUCAAUGCUACCGUCGUUGCCGGCUGACGACUGGCACGAUAGCAAACGGAGCGGACUCAGUCGUUGAGAUCGAUCCGACGCGACAAUGCCGACACAUUUCGUGGGACCUAUGUUGCUUGUCACAGUCCUGGUCAGCAUCGUACCGCAGGAGCUACUGGCGCGCAAUCUGACCUGUACCAAAAAACCGGAAGCCUUCUGGCAGGAUGAGCCGGACACAUGGUGCGUGAUCGAGGAUAUCGAUCUGGAGGAAUCCUCCGAGGAUAUCAACUUCCCGGAGGUACCGAAGAUCUAUCUGAGGAAUUUCAACGUUUCCUACCUGUCGCCGACUCUGCUGUUUAAGAUGAAAAGUGUUCAACAUCUAACCGUGGAACACUGUUCGAUGACAAAGUUGUUUAUGAAACCGACCCUGAGUAGUAUGGAGAUUAAGAAUAGUAACAUAUCGGAGGUGAUCAUCGACAAGGACAGCAAUUAUGAGCUGCUGAAUUUCAGCUUGGAAGGGAUCUACCGGAAGACGUUUCCGAAUAAUUUCAUAAGGUUGGUGCAUUUGGAGGAGCUAUUCGUGAAACACAACGACCUUGUCACGUUCAACAUGAGGCAGCUGAAUGGUUUGAUAAAUCUUAAAACAUUGGAUUUGAGCUAUGACCGAGUGGAGCAGGUGAUCAUUCCGGAGGCGUUGAAUCUUCCAAACUUGAAAGAGAUGUGUUUGGCAGAGAAUAAUUUGCAAAAGCUACCCAUGAAUAUACGUCGAUUGAAGACGCUGGAGAGUUUGAAUUUGCAUUCCAAUCAAAUCGCUUUCCUGGAGAUGAGUCACUUUAACGGGUUAAACAAUUUGAAGAAGCUGGUUCUGAGUGGUAAUAAGCUGCAGAUCAGUACCAUGGAGCCGGUCCACCUGCCUAGUUUGGAAAAGUUGGAGAUGAUUGGGUGUGGUUUGAAGGAGUUGGAUAUGCUAUACUGGAAGCUGCCGGCUUUGAGAUAUUUUAACGUGUAUGAUAAUAGCUUAGUGGCCAUCAUCAAUUUUCCGGAAAGUUUCACAAAAGAGUUGGUAUUCGUUCCGGUGGGAAACCGUUGGAGUUGCCUGAAAUUGGAGGCCAUCAGCAGCAAAGUGACGAUCAAGGUGAAGGAACGGGAUCAUUACUGCGAACAUAAGGUGGUGGAUAUUUGCUGCAACGGAGGCAAUAUUGACUUCAAUUUGGUCGAUACGUUGGACAGAAAGGUGCAGAUGCUGAAGUUUCAAAAUUCGAUUCUCUACGAAAAGUUGGAAGCAACUAACGAAAAGCUGGAGAAGGUAAUUGGCGUUGUAGAUCAACGGGUCCUCAAAAAGUGAUCAAGAAGAAGAAGAAGAAGCAACUGUGAAAAAUGAAGAGCUUACGAUUGUAUGAAUUUAUUUGCGAAAAAUAUAAUGUUGCAGUUUGCGAAAUCGAUGCUACGCUGGA